GGGAGGAUGUUAUUCCAAAUCUACCCUUGCAAGUUUAUAUGGUUACGAGAAAGGUCCUUGUGUGUUGAAGAGGGUGAUGCUUAUUCCAAUGAAAACAAGAAGAGAUGAUAGAACAAAGAUUUGUUGAUUAAUUAAAAUGUUGCUUUCUCUUCCUCCCACUCACCGAUCUUUUCUUCAACCACUUUUAUUCCUCCGAAACCAAAACCAAUCAACUUCUUCUCCUUCUUCAAUUUCCACACCCAAUUACAAAAUCAGCCACCAAAAACGCGUGCUUCAUUUUUCAUGCUGCUACACAAACAGAAAGCAGCAUGAAAACAAAGGAACAAGUAGCAGCAAUAGAAGAAUAAAUGUAGUUGUUAGAGCAAGGCGUGGUGGUGGUGUUGGUGGCGGUGAGUCUCCCUAUGAAGUUCUGGGUUUGUCUCCUUCCGCGUCUGUCAAUGAAAUCAAAAAGGCAUAUCGGAAACUCGCUCUCAAGUAUCAUCCUGAUGUCAAUAAACAGGAUAAAGCACAAGAGAAAUUUAUGAGGAUAAAACAUGCAUACAAUACGUUGUUGAAUUCUAGUUCGCGCAAAAAAUAUGAUUCUGGAAGUCGUGGUUCUAAUUCUUCUCAAAGAAGCCAAAGUUGGAAUCAACAGGCUGAAGAAGAAUUUUAUGGAUUAGGUUAUUUUUUGAGAGAUGUUCAAAUAACAAUAGGAGACUUCUUUAAGGAUCUUCAAGAAGAAUUCAGGAACUGGGAAGCCAAUGCGGCUUCACAAGGAAAGCCGAAGAGCCUAUGGGAGGAAUUGGCGGACAUAGGAGAAGAAUUUGUGGAGUUCCUUGAGAAAGAGCUCAAUAUUGUUGAUCCAAAUGACAAUCCUCAGGGAGGAAAUCCAUCUAAUUUAUAUGGGACAGAGACACCAAGCAACAACACUCAAGAUGAAACUAGCAAGGGAAAUACCAGCGUUGAGGAUAACCUUGAUGAAAUAGAAGCAACUCUAGCUCGGUUAAAGAAGGAGUUAGGCUUAUAGAACAAAAUGGUAGCUGGUUGAAGAGCAAAUGUCAAUUUAUUGCCUCUGAUUCUCUUCUCGAAACAUUUUAAGUAGAGGCAUAUAUCUCUUGGUAGCUAGUGGGAACUCGAGUCCAAAUUAGAGGAGUAACAUUGUAGAUCGUGUACAUUAUCGAUAAUGAUCUUUAGAAUUGUAACAUGUUAAUUAAGUCUGUCCAUUUACUUGAUUAUUAUCAAAUGCAUUUUUGACAUUAUUCAGGUAGUUUCAAAUGUAUCAUCAAUAUUAAUAACUUAA
Molecule: messenger RNA, 1279 nt
Organism: Cicer arietinum (chickpea)
Lineage: Eukaryota; Viridiplantae; Streptophyta; Magnoliopsida; Fabales; Fabaceae
Biological process (GO): protein refolding
Cellular component (GO): cytoplasm
Source: RefSeq, a predicted model, not a curated record